Molecule: messenger RNA, 1298 nt
Organism: Phialemonium atrogriseum
Lineage: Eukaryota; Fungi; Ascomycota; Sordariomycetes; Cephalothecales; Cephalothecaceae
Product: Phosphoribosylaminoimidazole-succinocarboxamide synthase
Exons: 4
Coding region: 205-1137 (310 amino acids)
Biological process (GO): 'de novo' IMP biosynthetic process
Cellular component (GO): cytoplasm
Molecular function (GO): phosphoribosylaminoimidazolesuccinocarboxamide synthase activity
Source: RefSeq, a predicted model, not a curated record
CUUCGGGAAGUACAUACAUAGGUACCACCUAUGCCUCGCCCGAAAUGUCGGGUACUUGUCGAGUGUUGCCCCACCUGAGUGGUCAUACUCGAACCUUGAACCCCGCGGUGGAGCUCGAAUUAUCCCCUCCAAAGCAAAAUCCCUCGUGAAAUUCUGCCUCCAACACCGAAUUCCAGGAUUGUUUCUCGACAGCCUUUCGCCAAAAUGUCGUCCCAAGCAGUGGCAUCCAUCGAGCUGACGUCUCUACCCCUGAUUGCACAGGGUAAGGUGCGAAAUCUGUACGAGAUUGACGAGUCUACACUGCUCUUCGUCACCAGCGACCGCAUUUCGGCAUACGAUGUUGUGCUCGUCAACGGCAUACCAGAUAAGGGCAAGAUCCUCACCCAGAUCUCGAGCCACUGGUUCUCAGUACUCUCCGCGAAAAUACCGAACCUCAAGCACCACCUCAUCACUCUAACCCCUCCGCGCUCCCUGUCGCCCGCCGACCGCGCCCUCGUCCACGGCCGCUCCAUGCAGGUCAAAAAGCUCCGCGUGUUCCCAGUGGAAGUCAUCGUUCGGGGAUACCUUACUGGGACGGCAUGGAAGGACUACGUCAAGACGGGCGCCGUCAAUGGCAUCCCCCAGCCGGCGGGGCUGGAACAUUGCGCCGCGUUUCCCGGCGGGCCCAUCUACACGCCGUCCACGAAGGCGCCCCUGGGAGAGAAGGAUGAGAAUAUCACGCCGGAGCAGGCGCGGAAGAUCGUCGGAGAUAAAUACGCGGAUAGGAUUGCAGAGCUCGCGGUCUCGAUAUAUAAGGCCGCGGCCGAGUAUGCGCUGGCCAGAGGCAUCAUAAUCGCGGACACCAAGUUUGAGUUCGCCCUCGACGAAGCCAACGACGAGGUGGUUUUGGUUGAUGAAGUUCUCUCUCCUGAUUCCUCUCGAUUCUGGCCCGCAAGCUCGUACGAAGUAGGACGCGAACAGGAGAGCUUCGAUAAGCAAUAUCUCCGGAACUGGUUGACAUCUCAGGGCUUGAAUGGAAAAGAGGGGGUCGAGAUUCCCGAGGAGGUGGUGGCGCAGACGAGGGAGAAGUACAGGGAGGUUUUCGAGCUGUUGACCGGGAACACUCUGGAGACGGUUUUGGCUGGGUUAGAGCAGUAAAUUUGGGCAACCCAAUAAACAUUCAACGCAAGAUGAGCGCGUCUGGCAGUCUACAAUGUAUGAACUCCUGAUUCGGCCGGACCUAGUUUCCAGUCCCCAGACGCUCGGUGAAGCUCGGGCUCGGCGAACAGAUUACUCCUGCGUCAUCUAAUAACCGGAGU